AUGAGUUGGGGCAAACGUCACAAUACUGCCAAGUGCUCUCGUACUCACCGCAACAUUAUAGGAGACGCGCUAAACAAAUACAUUGACUGGCUACUCAAUAUUCGAGACGACGCGCUCCUAUAUGCUUCACCACGGGGUGUUGCAUGCGCGGCGAGUUAUAUUGACCUGCCUCCUCCUCAUGGACUGUCAGAAGAAGAGAAUCAGCUAUCCGAGUCCUUUGACGAAUGGGAGUGGUCUUGGGGGAGUCCGUGGCUGAAGGACCUCCGACUCGUGCGGCAGUGGCAAGACGAGCAGACAUAUACCCUUCACAACACGUGGUUUGCGAAUGUUGACCACGACCACGACACGCAAUACGCCUGUCCGCAUGGGACCGACUUAGCAACCGCUCUGGACACAGCCCUGGAGGCCGCGCUGCGCAGGACUACGGGCGUGGAUAGCAACACCUUCCCCGCCACGCUGGAAGCUCUUUUGGACCAUCUCAGAAAAGGAUGCUGCGUGCUGCAUGAAGACGGUACGAAAUCGGAAACAAUACACGACAGCCCGGGGGGAGCAUUCUUGGCCACCAGACACUUGGUCAACGAGUGGCACAUGGAGCAGCUGCAGAAAGAAAUAAUACGGCACGGAAAGUGGCAGUCGCGAACGCGAGAACAGGCCAAGGGCCGCAAAGCCCAAAUGCCGAAUCAAGAACGAUGGAGCAAUGAAUCUCGGAAAGGCGGCAUAGAGAACCUCAUGAAGAGUCGUGGAUUGGGCAGCCCCCUCAGAGAGGUGUGCGACUCGGAUUAUCAGCAAAUUCCUGUUGACUCAUAG
Molecule: messenger RNA, 807 nt
Organism: Metarhizium acridum CQMa 102
Lineage: Eukaryota; Fungi; Ascomycota; Sordariomycetes; Hypocreales; Clavicipitaceae
Source: RefSeq, a predicted model, not a curated record